UAAAACCUGUAAGCUAAGCAAAUACCGAAAACGAAACGCACAAACACACCGAUUCUGACCUUUCAAACCGAUGAGUAACAGUACAAGUCCUCUCCCAGAAUUAAUUUCUUUGUACACAGGGACCCAGAAUUGAAUCUCACGAGUAGAGGAACUUGAAAUUUUCAUCAAGAAUGGGGCUUUUCUCUCUCACCAUGGCAGGUGGUGCUUUUCUUUUGAUCGGUGCAUACGAAUCUCUUACUUCUUCUUCCUCAAAUCUGAUUACAAAUUCACUCUCCUCUUCUCCUACGGUUGAUCGAAUAACAAAUUUGGUAGCCCCUAAAAACCCAAACCCUAAAUCCCACUCCUCAUCUUCUUUCUUUUACAUUUUGAUCGCCGUAUUUUCGUUUCUUUUCGCUAUUGACUCUCUAUUUUCGCUUUUCAAUGCCAUUAACAUGCAAGAUGGAAUCGGUUCGGCUAUCCAGUUACAAGUCCUCGCUAUUUCUGCACUUUUUUUAUUGUAUUCAAUUUUAGGUCUGGUAUCGAAUUUUUCAAAUUCUAUUCGUGUACCUUCUUCGCUUCUUGAUUUGAUCCUUUUGUUUGCUUUCGUGGAAGAGUUUUUGUUGUAUUAUCUGCAAAAGAAGGACACAAGUGGGAUUGAAAACAGGUACUUUGAUCUUUUACUUGUGCCCAUUUCGAUUUGUGUGGUUUCUACAGUUUUGGAGUUGAAGUCUUCUUCAAAAUCGAAUAAUUAUGCAAGAACGGCACGUGGGAUUGGGUUGAUUCUGCAAGGAAUGUGGUUUUUGCAGAUGGGUAUUUCUUUUUACACCAACAUGAUUGUUCAUGGUUGCUCUUUGCAUGAAAAAAGCAGAGGGAAUUAUACCAUAAAAUGUAAAGGGCAUUCUGAGUAUCAUAGAGCAAGAGGGAUUGCUACACUUCAGUUCAACUGCCAUCUUGCUUUGCUUGUGGUUUUAGUUUCAAGUGUAUACUCGAUUAUGGCUAAAAAGAAUAGGGAUGGUAGUGACUUUAUGCAGUAUAAGCCUCUUGGGGCAGAGAUGCAGCAGACGGAGAAUAAUGGGCACUUCACUUUGGAUUCUGAUGAGGAUGAGAUCAAAGAAGAGGAUAAUUCAACUAAGGAGAGAUCAGCUGUAGUAGAAAUGGUGGUUAAUGGCUAUGGCUCUCAUGAAUGAGUCAAUUUUAGAGGUCAAUUUUCAUUGUUAGUGUAUUCUUUUAUUAGUGAAGACACGGCUGGUUGGUGUUGUAUAAAGCAAUUGCAAUAGUCCACUUCGACUGGUUUUGGGAUCUGAAUUUUACCGUUCUUGCUUAAUGAAUGAAGUUACUUCUAUUUUUCAAUUUCUUUCA
This is a messenger RNA of Jatropha curcas, 1338 nucleotides long. Its product is annotated as plant viral-response family protein (DUF716). Lineage: Eukaryota; Viridiplantae; Streptophyta; Magnoliopsida; Malpighiales; Euphorbiaceae. The record is from RefSeq and is a predicted model, not a curated record.